This is a messenger RNA of Penicillium manginii, 1047 nucleotides long. RefSeq lists its product as uncharacterized. The transcript is spliced from 2 exons. NCBI's taxonomy places the organism in Eukaryota, Fungi, Ascomycota, Eurotiomycetes, Eurotiales, Aspergillaceae. Bases 1 to 1047 code for a protein of 348 amino acids. The record is from RefSeq and is a predicted model, not a curated record.
AUGGCCGACCUGGCUUCCACGGAUUCAGCUUCGGCUCCCAUCGCUGCACCCGGCGUCACAGGAAGCUAUACCGGUAACAGCUUCACGCUUAAAGCGACCGUGAUCUUCUGCGCAGGCCUGACGAUCUAUAACGCGAUUGAGCUUUUGAUCCUUAUUUUCUCGACCUUCUCGCGCUAUGCCACCGUUUAUUUCUGGAGUCUUUUUGCGUCAAGUCUUAGUCUGAUCCCUUAUUCUUUGGGCUACGCUUUCAAAUUCUUCGGAACCCUGACGGGGAAUGCGAAAUGGGCCUCACUUUCGUUGUUGACUGUCGGGUGGUAUGUCAUGGUCACAGGCCAAGCUGUUGUUUUAUGGUCGAGACUACACCUUGUCGUUACGGGUGACAAUGGGAGCAAGAUACUCUUAUACACCAAGUGGAUGAUUAUAUUUGAUGCUAUCUUCCUCCAUAUUCCCACCACCGUGGUGACCUUUGGUUCAUUCGGUGAUCUUGACACCGACAAGUUUGUUAAAGCUUACAAUGUUGUGGAAAAGUUUCAAAUGACAGGCUUUUUUGUCCAAGAAACAAUUUUGUCGUUGAUAUACAUCAUCGCGACGGUGAAACUUCUCCAAGGAUCUUUUCGAAAAAAGAGCCGCCAGCGCAUGUAUUUGCUGGUUACUAUCAACAUUGUUAUCAUCCUGCUGGAUAUUGGACUUCUAUCAAUAGAAUACGCCUCCCUCCUGAUCCUCGAAACAAUACUCAAGGGUGUAUUCUAUUCGAUCAAACUCAAACUCGAAUUUGCGAUUCUCGGUCGCCUCGUCAGUUUCGUCCGCAGUGGCCAAACAGAUGCCGUUGAAUGUGUUAGUUCAAACACUGGUACUAGCUCGUUCUCGGGCCAAAGAACACAGACUUCUCAGACAAGAUCGAUAGAACCAGAAUUGGAAGAAGGACAUAGUCGACAUCUAGAAAGUAUGAGCCCGACACGUGAUACAUGUGUGCCUCGUCGUCCGCCACAGUUGCAAGGGUCAUCCGGGUCACAAAUACCUUUCAAGGAGAUGAUAGCUGAGCAAUAA